AAUUAAUUUGAUGUGUUGUGCUUUAGGAUUUUGGUUCACCUGAGUCGUGGAGGGGCUGAGUUCCAGGUUUAUGCUCCUGAUAUCCCGCAGAUGCACGUUGUGGAUCAUGUGAAGGGAGAGCCUGCUGGUGAUAGCCGGAAUGUUCUGGUGGAAUCAGCCCGGAUUGCUCGUGGUAAGAUCCUGGAUCUUGCGCAACUGAAUGCCCAGGACCAUGAUGCUGUUAUCCUCCCUGGAGGGUUUGGUGCAGCCAAGAAUCUCUCCACCUUUGCCAAGGAUGGGAAGGACUGUAAAGUCAUUCCUGAUAUUGAACGUGUCCUUAAUGAGUUCCACAAGGCACGGAAGCCGAUUGGGUUGUGUUGCAUCGCUCCUGUGCUGGCUGCUAAAGUCCUUCCCGGAGUAGAGGUCACUGUUGGUCAUGAAGAUGAGGAAGGUGGGAAAUGGCCAUAUGCUGGAACAGCAGCUGCUAUCAAUGCAAUGGGAGGCAAGCACACAGUUCAUGAUGUCAGCUCUGCCCACGUGGAUCUUCAGAAUCAGGUUGUCACCACUCCGGCCUUUAUGUGUGAAACUAAACUACAUCACAUCUUCGACGGGAUAGGUGAGAUGGUGCAACAAGUCCUGAAGCUCACAGGGAAAUGAGGCCAUCGUUCACAAUCAGUGUGUGUCGGUGUGUAAGGGUUAGAGUGGUGAGGGCGUGCAAGGGGUUGUAUGUGUGUCUGGGAAUGGACAGUGUGUGUCUGGCUAGGGAAGAGUGUGGCAAAGUCUCUGCGUCUGACUGGUGUUUGUGUGAUCAUUCAUAUCUGAUGGAAUUUCCAUGUGAAAACAUUAGGGACACUUUUACAAGUUGAUCUGUCAUCGAAAGCACAUGAUUGGACAGCUUGUAAAUCACUCAUACGCAUGUGUGUGAUAGGUCAGUGUUACUGCAUGAAUGUUGCUAUGCUGAUUACCUAGCAAUAGAUCACUGAGUCGCUUCAGUUUGUGGAAACCAUCAGUCGAGGUUGAGUUUCAGAGUUUGUGAUUCCAGUUUUAUUAAAUCUGAUCAUGUAAAUCUGAA
Chiloscyllium plagiosum (whitespotted bambooshark) is the source of this 1051-nucleotide messenger RNA. The record is from RefSeq and is a predicted model, not a curated record. Lineage: Eukaryota; Metazoa; Chordata; Chondrichthyes; Orectolobiformes; Hemiscylliidae.